UAUAUAUAUAUGUAUAUAUAUAUAGAUGUUUCUGCAUUACUGUUUUUUUCAAUAUGUCUAUCUUGCUCUUCUCUAUCCCUAUUUUUUUUACCAUAUUGUUUAAGGACUAGAGAGAGAGAUAAGAUUCUUUCGAUAACAGUAUUGUUCAUUGACCAUUUAUAGCGUCAUCUGUGGUUUGUAAUUCUAGUACAUCCUACUUAAUUAUAGGGAGAAAAAAACAAACUAAGCAUCGUUUAUACAAUAUUUGAGUGUAUAUUUUUAAUAAAGUAGGCAUAUAUCUAUAUGUAUUACAGAAUUUCUAUCAAACUGUAAACUAUUAUCAGAAUGUUCAUCUCUUGUACUCUUUUUGUCUAAAACCAGAUAAUUUUGUUGAUUAGAAGCUGAAAUUUUUGAUAUUGAUUGUAUAUACUUAAAUGCUAGAUUCUUAAAUUACACUGUAUAAAUUUCUAACGUUAAGCCUAUAAUAUUGCUAUAGUUUCUUUCUUUGGGAGAGGAAAUCGUAUUUAAUAACUAAUUCGUAGUAGUAAUUAGCUUAAGCGAUAAACAUAUGAACGAAAUGUUACUGAAUAAUAUAUAAACCCUAACGCUGAUACUAAGUUAUCUAAUAUAUGUUUUCUUUUGAAGACAAGUUAAAUUUAUUUAAGAAUAGAGUAGUACUAAAUUGCUUCAGUUUAUACGGGUCAACCAAUCUACCUAACACGUGACUAUUGAGGUUUCAUACAAAUGAAUGGGGCGUAUAAAGAAAGGUUUUCCUCUUUAUAUGUUAAUAUUAGUUUAUUAUUCUACGGUACUUUUUUGCUAUACACUGAUUUAUAUAUAUAUUAGUAUAUACAGUAUAUAUAUACAUACAUACAUUUAUACUUAUAUAUAGCGCUUUUCCUUAAGCCCCCAGAUAUGCAGUAUACAUUAGCAUAGUAUAUCACAUCUUAUUUAAGUAGAGACCUCUUUUACCUAUAAUAUUAGCGUCAUGACUUCCACUAACGAAGGAUUGGAAAAUAAAACUGGAGUAGUUGUUCUAUUAAUACUAUGCGUUAUUGCAAGUAUUGUCAGCCUGUUUAUUAUUGUUUUAGUCAUCUUUGAUAGAAGAUUUCAUGGUACAACCGAAAUUUUAAUGGGUAACUUAGCGAUUGCAGAUUUAUUAUUAUCUGCAAUUGGUGUCCCAACUAAAUUAGCUCAAGCUCUGUCUAGCUCAGAUGAUUUUGUCGGAAGUUUGUAAACAAUUAAAUUGUAUUUUUUAGUUGUAUUUUUAAUUCCUUUUUCUAUCAUAGCCGAUGCCGUUUGUAAGAUAAUGAUGUUUACUCCUAUGCUUAGUAUUUCGUCGUCCAUUUUUACAAUGACUGCAAUGAGUUUUGAGAGAGUUUUGGCAAUAAUAAAGAAUGUUCACCUGAGAGAAAUACAUCAUAAAGUCAUUAUAAUCAGUAUUGUAUGGGCUCUGUCAGUUAUAAGCGCUGGACCUCAGAUCUACGAAUAUAGUACAUAUUUAAAAUUUGAAGAAGAAGAGAAUAAAACUGAAAUAUCUUGCGGUUCUCACGGAAUAGAGGAAAAUUUUGAAACUAUCUACGCCAGCAUACUUGUAUUUGUUGGUUACGUUUUACCUUUGGUUAUUAUAUCAUGUAAUUAUGGUUUAAUUAUUAGAUUUCUUUGGAAUUUUUCAAAGUCAGAAGGAAGAGAUGGUCCAGGAUCUGAAGUUAAAGGAGCAGUAUUUAAAGCUAGAGUGAGGGUAGCAAAAAUGAUCUUUACGGCUACCGCACUUUUUGCAAUACUUUGGUUGCCAUUCUUUGUAUUUUUCACUAUGGAAGAAGUUACUGGAACUGAUGAUAGUUCGGAAAUUGGUUCAACCCUUCAAACGCUUAAACAAGCUUUAAUUGUAAUAUCGACUUUUUCAAAUCCGAUUGUUUAUGCCUGUUAUCAAAAAAAAUUUCGAAGUGGAAUAAUAUCUUUACUAAGCGGGAAAACAUUUAGAGGUCAAAGAGUGGAAGAUACUUCAACAAUGAGUACUGCAGUUUCAUAGAAUCCAGGAAUCCAGUAGUUGUCCAGACAAAAUUUUCUGUAGCUUGUCACUCACAAAUCGUAUCUUCCAUAGUUUUGAAAAUAUACCAGUUGUCUUUAUUACGUAAUAAAUAUACUAAAUUAAUAUUCCUGUUGUAACCAUCCGCCGAAUGUCUAAACUAUGUUUAUUUUUUAAAUAUUGUUGUUUUGAACCUAUAACUACAAAACUCAAUGUAUCACUAUUAUUCGUUUAGAAGUAAUAUACUGUAUGAAUAAAUUAGAAACUAUUUGCGAAC
Molecule: messenger RNA, 2285 nt
Organism: Dimorphilus gyrociliatus
Lineage: Eukaryota; Metazoa; Annelida; Polychaeta; Dinophilidae
Source: the annotation of a GenBank genome assembly